This is a messenger RNA of Amoebophrya sp. A25, 5401 nucleotides long. Lineage: Eukaryota; Dinophyceae; Syndiniales; Amoebophryaceae. The record is from the annotation of a GenBank genome assembly.
GUCUGCUCCAGCAGCAUGUUUGUUGAUUGUGUUAUUCGGGUGCUUCUUCAUGUCUCAGUUUGACUACAGACGAUCAUGACAAACACUUGUCUGAUAUUUUAAGGCGUUGCUAUCCAUCAAACUACAAGUAACGAGACUGAAGCCUCGCAAACAGUCAGGAAAUCUGUUACAAGAACAUGCAAAUGAUUCAUGCAUGUUCUCGUCUGGUCUAGAAUCUAAUUUUCCUUCCUGCAUCAACGUCCAAUCCCAAUCAUGAAAUAUAACUAAGCGUAGUUCAAGUCUUCUUCUUAUGAAGCAGUACAGAUCUUAGAAGUCGUUUCUUCCGCAGAGUGAUACAAUUGAUCGUUACUUAGCCAAUCGUAUUCGUGUAUGAUAGUACUGAGUAGCAGUAGCUGUAGCACCAUUUUUUGAGUGACGACCUAAGCAUAUUAAUCCACUCGUCUUGUUGUUGUUCUACAAAUACUUCCCCAUCUUUUUAAUCGCAAAGUUCAUUUUGAGCGCCAACCGUAAAACUACAACAAAAACAAUAAAGUAGUGUUAUGUAGUAUAAUAUUCUGACUUGAUGUGAUCUCAACACUGAUUCUUCAUUUUCCUUCUACGGGCAGCUCCUUGCUCUACUACAGCAAAUUUUGCACACAGGAGGUGAUAUUGAUAUAAAGUGAAAAAAUGAGGAGGCUUUGUUCAGCAGUCGUCCUUGCGACCGCAUGGAAAAAUGCGGGGGCAGAGGAGACUGUUUCUCCAGCAUCUCUCUCCAAAUUUAUGACUGCGGCGGCGUCGGCUUCGGCAGCGAAUAUAAUACCUGCAAAGUUAUGGCUAGUUCUUCGUAAUUAUUAUUAUCCAUGACAAUUUUGAGUGUGUCCUCGUGUGUGUGUGUGGGAAAACAUCCCGGGCGCGAGACUUACUUCCCCUGUAUAGUUAGUUUUGGGUACUUCAGCCAGGUCGAUAAUGAAAAGCUAGCGUCCCACUAACUCUUGCAGAAGAAGACAUACCUGCAGUAGCACGAGCAGCCACUCCAAAUCUUCAACCUUUGCCACCAGCUACGGAGCAGUUGAACAGUGAGCCACCAGCUCGUAGAGAAUUGGAGGUAGAACUUCCUGGCGCUGUUGAACAAGAGCAGGUGGAAAAAGACACAGCUGCCGAGGACGCAAUAGCCACUAUGGACAGUAUACCAGAAGCUCCGCCAGAAAAGCCGCACGGCGGAUUACUCAGAUGGUAGUAAGGCUGAAUAUUUUUGAAGCUUCCUGCCCUUGGUCGUGCAUUUCGAGUGACUAAGAUGAAGUAAAUUGAUAGAGAUGUUUAGCUUUCAAUCCUAGAAGUAGAAUGGAGAUCCCUGGGGUUGCCUUUGCUAUCAUCCGUCCUCCACCCCCUUUCUCCCGCAUCUGCUUACGAAAAGUCCUGUAGAUGUUAUUCUUAUUUUGGUAAGAAAAUCUUCUGUCACAGAGGAAAAACACACUUAUAUUAUACGUAGUGACUGUGUCCCACCUUUUGUAGAAGAUGUAGCUACACAUACAACAUCUUCUAUUCCGACAUGACAUACUUAAACGAACAUCUAAUCAGGUUUUGGUGGUUUGUUAUUGCGUAUAUGUUUUACGCGCAAGCGACCAUCUGCGACGAGUACUUCGUUCAGGCAAUCAAGGUCAUGGUCGAAAAGUUUCAGAUUCCUGAGGACGUCGCGGGUGCAACUUUAAUGGCCCUUGGUUAAGGCAGGUUUUUCAUCACCUACUAGCUAAUGAUAAUGUUGCGAGGUCAUUGCUUGAAGAAUCAACUAUAAGGAGCGAUCAUUUCAUCUCGUUUCCAGAAGGUAAAGCCAUUCGGAUUCAAUCAACAAAUCAAGAACAAGAUGAUGAAAAACUAGCUCUAACCUGGUUGCAACGGCCCGGAACUCUUUACCAACUUCAUCGCCAUAUUCAUCACCCACAAUGAUGUUGGCGUCGGUAAUGUAAUUUCGAUUUUAUUUGAACUAGAUAAGAAAAGUAGAUGCUCCUGCUCCUGUGGUUAUAGAAGAACAGGAUUUUACUUUGUCGCAAGUACUAGGAGGUAGAAUAGUACAACGUACUACUACUAGUUCUUGAUCAUGUAGGGUCAUCAUGAAUUUUUAUGUUUCAUAAAAAUAUGCCUGCCUGUCUCUUUCUUCAUCAACCGUACCGACCUCAGGAACCAUCGUCGGAUCGGAGAUUUUCAAUCUUCUGUGCAUUGUCGGAGGAUCCAUUGUGGCUUGCCCAAAGCUACCGUUGGAGCUGGAAAAAGCGCCGUUCGUCCGCGAUUGUGCAUUCUACGCUGUGAGCAUUCUCAUGCUUGCGUGGACCCUGGCUGAUGGGGAGGUUACCACUCCAGAAGCAGUGAGUUUACUUGUCAUGUGCGGCGUAUAUGCAGUCACCGUUGCAAUGACGAAACAGAUAGUUGCGAAACUGUAUCCCGACCGGCCGAAGCCAGUGCUCCGUCGUUCCAUCACGGGCACUCGGGUGAUGAUGGCAGACGGUUCCCGACCCUCAAAAGAAGCGAUCCGAGCAGGGAUGGAGAGUGAGGAAGUGGAAAUUAAGGUAUACCAGGGUAAACCUUGAGUUAAUAGUUUUUUUUACUUUCUCGCUGGAUCUCGGUCUUCCAGUACAUCAAUGCUCUUAGUUGCAUGCGAGCUACACAAAAAUGAAUAUUUUUCUUGAUGAUAGCUGUUAGUUUAGGAUGUCGUUUCAGACGACUCUCAAUGCUUCAUCUUUUCUGCAUUAAUGACGAUGAGAAUGAGUCAUGCCUUUUUCUUGAUUCAUGAAAGGCUUUGAUGUUCACGUUAUUCUCUUGAAUCUGACUAAGAUCGGAUGCAGUCAAAAACUCUAGCUUUCUUGAGGCUUGCUAAUUCAUUUAGCAAGAAAUGAAUUUGAUUAAAAUUGUAUAAAAUUAAAAAUUCUACUGUUCUGUCAGAAUUUGAAAACUGGAUGCCAGAAUGUGAAAUCUAAAACUAUCUUGAGUAUUUUUUUUCUCUAGAGGCUUGCUAAUUCGUUUCUAAGGAAAUGAAUUUAAUUAGAAUCGAAUAAAAUCAAAAAUUCUAGUUUUUAUUGUCAGAAUUUGAAAAAGUGGACCUAUUUUGAUUUUUUUUCUCUUGAGUUGGCGCUUGUUAAUUCGUGCCGCUGGAAAUAAAUUGGAAUAAAAUCGAAUAAAAUCAAAAAUUCCGACUUUCCUUCAAGAAGAGGUUGAAAAUUUGCAUAAUUUUGAAUCUUCUGAAUCAUUCAAUCUUCAUUUGGUUGCACGUAGUUGAUUUGUAGCUUUGUACGUUGUUCCAUACUGCCUGUCACCCAAAACCUAAAGUUUCUCCACUCAAUUAAAACCAAUUUCAAUCGCUUAUUAGGUGAUACAACCUGCUCGGUUUGACCAUGGUUUGGACGCGAGAGAGGUAGUGACUCUGCAGGUCAAACCUGAGGGACUCGCAGUUGAGUGCGAACUGCAGCAAGACCAACAAAGUUUCAAUUUUCCCUUGCUGUCACACAGAAACGAAACGGGAGAUCAGACGAAAAUCCUCAGGUAAAAAAGAUUUAUGUUCCCUUGCCCUUGUAGUAUGCGUAUUACCUUACAGUUUGACCGUUACAUCUGAAAUUAUGUUCGCCUAUUUUUUCUCAACUUCUAGGAACCAACUUUCAUUCUUCUUUAAUUAAAGUCAGCAGGAGCGUGAUGCCAACCAUAUAAGAAAUUAAGGUUCGACGAUAUGGUCGUCCUCGAGGAGACCAGCGAACGAGACGCACCCUGCGUGCUUACGUUGGAUAAUGGUGAUAGAGUCGGCGAUAUGCUAGAGGUGCAGAUGUGGUUUAAAGAUCCAGAGCAUCAAAAGAAAAUCAUAGGAACUAUGAAAGCAGCGAUGCCAUCGCGCGCAUCAAUCGUGGAGCAGGGUAAGGUAGAGGCUGGGGAAAUGCACAGAGCAUCGAUGGCAGCCGCAACCACUUGGUACAAAAAGCUGCUUCUGGCAGUGGAGUUUCCGCUUGCCUAUGUCUUAGUUACGAUAAUAUCCCGUGGAGGUGCAAAAAAAAAGAGUUCAUUGUGAUUUUCACAAGGAAGUGUAGUACUAGUAGGAGUAAAGUAACCAGUUGUAAGAAUUGUCAAGGAAUUUUAGGAAGAUGUAAUAUUCUAGAUCUAAAUUACCAAUUUUGAAUAGAAGCUACCUCCUACCUAGUGAUAGAAGUGUUGCAUGAUACGGUCAAAAUGGACAUCAUAAUUGUAAACAAAGAAUAAAAUCCUCCUCUAAUUCCGACUUAACUAUGUCCUGGUGUGACGUGAAGAUUCCGAUCAACGAAGAAAAGUGGGGAGCUUGCUUCGGCAUGAGCAUGGUCUGGCUUGCGAUUUUUUCAUACUUUUAUGGCAUGGUGGUCGUGAAGUCAUUUCUACUUCUGUUCAAGCUACUUGAAGUUGAUGACCGUUGUCUUUUUAGUCCUAUUUCCCCUUCAUCUGUGCCCCCCAGACUUCGGAUGACGAAAGUGAAAGUGGAAGGAUUGUUCCCUCUGUCACAAUUUCAAGGAGACUCAUACUUUAUUCUCCUAACCACGCAAUCAAUAUCUACUUAGUUUCGUCUCAUGUGGAACUUUUUUGACUAUCUAAGGUUUACCCGCUUAGUGUUACUCAGUUGCGAAAUUUAGAAGCAAAUAAGUACCUGGGCCUUCAGCUCCUCUAAUGGGUAAUGUGCUCAAUUGCGGACAUAAUCCACGAUGAGUUUGGCAUUUCUACAGGCCUGUUGGGUAUCACAUUGUGCGCUGUGGGUACGAGUUUCCCGAACUUCUAUGCAAGUCUGAUCAUGGCUGGAGAAGGGCGUUCAGCGAUGGCGAUCGCGAAUGCUUUAGGGUAUCUAUAACCAUAUAGUAACUCUACACAGACUUCAAAUUGACUGGAGGAACUUCUGUCAUGACAUGCUCAUUAACGUGUCUACAAAUUUCUCCAACAAGAACUUUUGAAGUUUCCAAUUUACUACUAGUACUUCCUCCCAUCUAUUGACUUUGGCCGUACGUAAAACAAAUUUUCCACCAUAGACACAGUAGAUGCCAAUCCGACCCUUCUUCUACAACUUCUUGUAGUUAUCGUAGGCGUAUCCGAGAUCCUAUUUACCAGGCCAUAGUAGGUCCUACGACCUUGGUGACUGGACAAUAAAGAUUCGACCACCACGACCACGACUUCAUCACUUAUUAGGUCCAAUAUUCAGAACGUGUUUCUGGCAUUGGCCGUGCCAUGGACGCUGAAGUGCUGCGUUAGUGGUUCGUAUGCAGUUGCUGCAAACGGCAUCGGAAUCGGAGUUGGUUGGAUGGGGAUCACAUUGGCGAUGGUGGCCGGUCUAGCUGUGAAGUACAAUUGCCGCCUCGAUGCCUGGAUGGGAUGGAUGCUGAUCGCAACCUACGCCGUGUACCUCGUCAUCACCAUCUUUACUACAAACUAG